Messenger RNA from Aedes albopictus (Asian tiger mosquito), 2388 nucleotides. RefSeq lists its product as uncharacterized. Lineage: Eukaryota; Metazoa; Arthropoda; Insecta; Diptera; Culicidae. Bases 1 to 2388 code for a protein of 795 amino acids. The transcript has a single exon. The record is from RefSeq and is a predicted model, not a curated record.
AUGUCGGAGGCAAUCGUGAUUAACCUCACGGCAUCGAAGCUAGAUCCCAGUUCAAGGAAGGCGUGGGAAUCGAGCGUGAAGCGCGGCAAGCUCCCGGUGUAUAAGGAAAUGAUAGCAAUUCUGAAGAAUCAGUUAGCCAUUCUGGAGCGCUGUGAAAGGGCAAAGCCGCAGACAAAACCGAAAGGUUCGAACUCAACCACGAAGUAUUCGUCAAUGUCAGGUGUCUGCAAAUCGCAUACGGCGAUUGUCAACAAAUCUGAGGAAGGAUGUGCAUUGUGCCAUGCGAAUCAUUCGGUAGAGCACUGUGACGCAUUCAAGAAGUUGAAUGCCAACGCUCGCUACGGUAAGGCUAGGCAGUUUGGGCUGUGCUUCCUUUGCCUGAAAAGGGGUCAUCGAACGAACGAUUGCAAAACGGUGAGAAAAUGUACGGCGUGCUCAAGGAAUCAUCAUUCGUUGCUGCAUCCCGAGGAGCACAAGGAGUCCCAGACACCAAAAGGCGUAGUUGAAACAACCCCCGACGUGAAGACCAUCGAUAAACCAGCUGCCAAGGACGUUUCGCCAUCGACAAAUUGUCAAGUGUCCUGCAAUAACAACGAAGUGCAACAACAGGUGCUGUUGGCGACGGCGGUUGCAUAUGUGAUCGAUGCAAGCGGACAACGGCACGUAUGCCGUGCUUUGUUGGACUCUGGAGCGAUGGCCAGUUUUAUGUCUCAGCACCUAGCAGACCUUUUGGACUUGAGGAAGGAGACCGCAGACGUUCCAGUUGUCGGCGUCACAGGAAUGCGAACAACGGUGAAGUUUAAAGUCCGUGCCAGAGUCGAAUCUUGUUCGUCUAAUUAUGCUUUCUACCAGGAUUAUCUGAUCGUACCUCGGGUGACCGGAGCUCUCCCUACUAAUCCGGUGGAAGCGGAUCGAUGGCCGAUUCCACAGGAUUUGUACUUGGCGGACUCUCGAUUCUAUGAGCCAAAUAGAGUCGACUUGCUGAUUGGUGCGGAAAUAUUUUUCGAGCUUCUGCUGCAAGGAAAGAUUAAGAUGGCUGAUGAAUUACCUGUGCUGCAAGAGAGUGUUUUCGGAUGGCUCGUGUCAGGACGGGUCAUUGAAUCAACAGCAAGCAACGUCCAAGUGUACCACGUAGCGAAGGAUGAACCAUCGGAUAAGGAGUUGGUGAAGGUACUCAAGCGAUUCUGGUCGGUGGAUGAUCAGAAAUUGGAGGUUCUGGAUCGAGCGGAGGAGGAUGAUUGCGAACGACAUUUUGUGCAGACGUACCAAAGGAUCAGCAGUGGACGUUUCAUUGUGCGGCUGCCUUUUCGAAAUAACGUGUCGGAGCUGGGCGAAACGCGACAGCAAGCUGAAAAGAGACUGCAAUCCUUACAGCGAAGAUUCAUCAAGGACCCAGAGCUGAAGCAAGCCUAUAAGGCAUUCAUCGAUGAAUAUGUCGCUCUUGGUCACGCUCGGAUCGUCGAUGAUACAACAGAUGCCGAUGGCUACACGUAUUAUCUCCCUCACCACUGUGUGUUGAAACCAGACAGUUCGUCAACGAAAUUGAGGGUGGUAUUCGACGCGUCAGCUAAGAGCUCUACGAAUUUGUCAUUGAAUGACGUGAUGAUAGCCGGACCAACAGUGCAGCCACAGUUGUUCGACAUUAUGCUGAGGUUCAGGUUCGUGAAAUACGCCUUCACGACAGAUGUGUCAAAAAUGUAUCGGCAGGUGAAGGUACAUGACGGAGACUGCCGAUAUCAGAGGAUACUGUGGUAUGAUAGCCAAGGCAAGCCCAUCGUGAUUGAGCUGACGACCGUAACAUACGGAACUUCGGCGGCUCCAUUCCUGGCGACUCGAUGUCUGAACCAACUUGCCGUUGAUGAACAGAACAACUUUCCCGAAGCCAGCGAAAAGGUGCUCAAAUGCUUCUAUGUAGAUGAUGCUCUCACUGGAGCCAACGAGUUGGAAGAAGCCAGGCAACUGCAGAGCGACCUUAUAAGUCUCCUGUCGAAAGGCGGAUUUGAUCUACACAAGUGGUGCGCCAACGACGCAGCACUGCUAAGCGAUAUUCCUCCGGAACGCCGAGAGAAGCAGGUCGAUUUUGAAAACCACGACGUGAACGAAGUCAUCAAAACUCUGGGACUGCUGUGGAAUCCCGUUGAAGACGAGUUGGUGUUUCGAGUGCAGUUACCAGAGAAACCGAAGGAUGGUCUGACGAAGCGGCAGAUAUUAUCGGAGGUCGCACGACUGUUCGACCCUCUCGGGCUGCUCGGACCUGCAAUAGUGAUAGCGAAGAUAGUGAUGCAAGAGCUCUGGAAGCAAGGUUUCAACUGGGAUGAUCCUGUAAGCGGAGAUGUGCUGAAUAAUAAAAUAGGCAGAGCUACACGUGAACACGUCUUUACUGGGUGA